Molecule: messenger RNA, 2225 nt
Organism: Chaetomium strumarium
Lineage: Eukaryota; Fungi; Ascomycota; Sordariomycetes; Sordariales; Chaetomiaceae
Product: Aldehyde/histidinol dehydrogenase
Exons: 3
Coding region: 399-2006 (535 amino acids)
Biological process (GO): GABA catabolic process
Cellular component (GO): cytoplasm
Molecular function (GO): succinate-semialdehyde dehydrogenase (NAD+) activity
Source: RefSeq, a predicted model, not a curated record
GCUAGGCGUCUCCACCAUUGGUAGCCGCCAGAACGUCUGAUUAUCAGACAAUGCGAACCGCGGUUCGACGGCAAGUCGAAGCCGGAACAACGACGUCAUCCGAACGUAGAGGCACUAAGUAGCGAGCGACAGGACAGCAACAGCUUCCCAACCAUCUUGUUCAGUUGAUCUCAAUUGACUCAAUUUCAUCCCGCCCAAUAAAUUCACAGUGAUACAAAUAACGUGAGUGUCAACAAACAGUCAAUUGCACCAGGUUGAAGCCGACGACUGUCCGAUCUAAGACGGCUCUUGGCAUCCCCGUCGUACCGCCGUGCCUCGGGCCUCCGCACUUCCAUGCGGAGUUACCUCCUUAUUGCACGCAAUCCAUUGCCAGGUCCCGUCGUUCUGCACCCCUCGGGAUGGCUUUCGUACACAGAGCUCUGUUUUCCGCCUCACGGGCAGCCGCAGCAAAGUCUCAAUUUCGGCGGUCAGCGCUGCCAGUCAUCGUAGCCAACCCUUUCUCGCGCCUCUCAUCCACCAUGACUCCCAGGCUCAAGGACCCAUCCCUGUUUAAGCAGGAUGUAUGUUAUGUCAAUGGGGAGUGGGUGAAGGCCAAGUCUGGCAAGACAUUCGAAGUGCACGACCCAGCCACGGGCCAGCUCAUCGGCACCUGCCCCGAGUUUGACGCCCAAGACACACAGAAAGCCAUUCAAGCAGCUGAAGGGGCGUUCGAAGAGUUCCGUCACCGGACAGGGCGCGAGCGCUCCAAGCUGCUCCGAAAAUGGUACGACCUGAUGGUCGAAAACGCCGACGACCUGGCAACCCUAAUCACCUGGGAGAACGGCAAGCCGACGGCGGACGCCAAGGGUGAGGUGACGUACGCGGCCAACUUCUUUGAAUGGUUCAGCGAGGAAGCCCCACGCAUCUAUGGCGACACAAUCCCCUCGUCCGUCCCGGGGAACCGCGUGUUCACCGUCAAGGAGCCCGUCGGCGUCUGCGGGCUCAUCACGCCUUGGAACUUCCCGGCCGCCAUGAUCACCCGCAAGGUCGGACCGGCCCUUGCCGUCGGCUGCACCGUCGUGGUCAAGGCGCCCGGCGAGACGCCCUACACUCCGCUCGCCCUCGCAGAGCUCGCCCACCGCGCCGGCAUCCCCAAGGGCGUGGUUAACGUCAUCACCGCGGCCCAAAACACCGCCGAGGUGGGCCAGGAGCUCACCACGAACCCGACAGUCCGCAAGAUCUCCUUCACCGGCUCGACGCCCGUCGGCAAGCUGCUCAUGAAGCAGUGCUCCGGCACGCUCAAGAAACUCUCGCUCGAGCUGGGCGGGAACGCUCCCUUUAUCGUAUUCGACGACGCCGACGUCGACCUGGCGGUCGCGGGGGCGGUCGCGUCCAAGUUCCGGUCGUCGGGCCAGACGUGCGUGUGCGCCAACCGCAUCUUCGUGCAGCGCGGCAUCUACGACGAGUUCGCCGCCAAGUUCGCCGCCAAAGUGCGCGAGUUCAAGGUCGGCAACGGCUUCGACCAGGGCGUCACCCACGGCCCGCUCAUCCACGCCCGCGCCAUCGACAAGGUCGAACAGCACGUGCGCGAUGCCGAGCAGAAGGGCGCCAGGGUGGUCCUGGGCGGGCACAAGCUGCCCGAUCUGGGGCCCAACUUCUUCCAGCCGACCGUGCUGACCGGCAUGACGACCGACAUGGCCAUGGCGGCGGAGGAGACGUUUGGGCCCGUGGCCGGGCUGUUUCCGUUCGACACCGAGGAGGAAGUAGUGCGGAUCGCGAACUCCACUCCGGUCGGGCUGGCCGGCUACUUCUUCUCGAGGGACCUGCACCGCGUGUAUCGCGUGGCGGAGCACCUGGAGGUGGGCAUGGUGGGCGUGAAUACGGGGCUGAUCUCGGACCCGGCGGCGCCGUUCGGCGGCGUAAAGGAGAGCGGAUUUGGCAGGGAAGGGUCGUUGUAUGGCAUCGGGGAGUACCAGGUCACGAAGAUGAUCACGUACGGUGGGAUGGGGAAGCCACUGCAAAAAUGAGCAUGAGGUAGGAUGGACGAUGUGAUAUCGCGACGGGAAUGAGCGAUUGGGUCUGUAAAUAUACCUUACCUGAGUGUUGUUGGCUCGAAAUGGAAGAUUAUAUCAAGGUGACAUCUCUAUAUACAGAGUACCUACCUGUAUUUUACUUGGCAUUACCUCCCCUUGUAAACAUUUAAAAUCGUCACAGCUCAUUCCAAGUGUUAGGUACGCUUGCGCGGG